Messenger RNA from Exophiala mesophila, 1873 nucleotides. RefSeq lists its product as uncharacterized. Lineage: Eukaryota; Fungi; Ascomycota; Eurotiomycetes; Chaetothyriales; Herpotrichiellaceae. The record is from RefSeq and is a predicted model, not a curated record. Bases 77 to 1600 code for a protein of 507 amino acids. The transcript has 2 exons.
CGCUACAUCACUCCAAUCACCUGUGUUGUAUGACAGCGACCCUCAACAAUCCUUCAGUGUGACCAAAUCUCCCCCAAUGACUAUGGCCAACAAGAAGAAUGCCUCAAAGGGCGAUGAUCUCCUUGCUCAGCUCGAUGACUUGAGUACCCAAGCAACCGCUCGUUCCUCGAGAACCACUACUCGCCAGCCACGACAGGGGCAGUCGACACAAACCUCACAAAACGAACAAGACCUCCUGGCAGAGUUGGGCAGUCUUGCACGACCUACCAGCAGACCUGCAACCCCAUCUCUCAAGCCACAUGCCCCUUCCACGGCCGCAAGCCGCUCCCCAAUGCGUACGACGACGGCAACCCCCCCUCCUGGCCGCACAAGCGAAGAAAAGUCCAGCAACGGACAGCGUAAAUCCGGCGACAGCACGAGAUCUUUUCACCAGAGUUUCACUCCUGCCACUACAACCACUGAAGACUCGGGCGAAACGGAGUUUCAGUCUGCCUCUACACCUGCCCCGGAGCCAGCAAAAAGCGGAGGAUGGUGGGGAGGACUUCUGUCCACGGCAUCAGCCGCCAUGACACAGGCUCAAGCGGCGGUCAAGGAGAUGCAGAAGAAUGAAGAAGCACAGAAAUGGGCUGAACAGGUGAGGGGCAAUGUUGGUGCUCUGAGAGGAUUUGGUGGUGACAUCAGAUCACUUGCCAUGCCAACUUUUCAGAACAUCCUCCAAACCAUUGCUCCACCAAUUUCGUCGCACGAACGACUCGCCAUUCAUAUCACACAUGAUUUGACCAACUAUCCAACCCUAGAUCCUUUGAUCUACCAAGUCUUUAGCCGGGUCAUGGCUCAAGUCGAAGGAGGAGACCUGAUUGUGAUUCAAAAGGGGCGGGAAGCUGGACCUAAGCGUGGGUCCUCAGAACACAGUCGACAGCUCGGGUCCUGGCAUGACGGUCCGUGGUGGAGAAGCGGCGAAAGACGCAGUAUCAAUGCCAUCAAAGGGUUGGUAGAGGGAAGCAAGCUGGUGCGAGCAUCCGCCGAAGGCUACGCAGAGGAAUACUUUGGCGCCAAAGGAGGCGUCGAAGAGGCGGCCAAACGGGCUACAGAGACACUGUCCGAGACAAAUCCUACCCGAGACAGUGAGAUCUUUAUCUCUAUCCAAGCCAUAACCCAACCUGUUCCCAAAGAUUUGUUUGUUGGGGCUACUGCUACCGAAGUCGAACCGACCCAGAUACAAGAGCCAUCGGCCGAGGAAGAAAUUGUCUUUGCGAUCUAUCUGCACGACCCCAUCCACGGGAUCGCAUUCCAGGCGAUAUCACAGGCAUUGCCUGGACAAUGGAUCGAAUGGCUUGAUGCACCUAGUGGUGGAGAAGGCACCCUCCCUGAGAGCAUUGAGGAGAUCAUCGAGGGUGGUGGUAUUGACCCUCGAGAAUGGAUCAGCGAAUGGGUAGAGGAGAGCUUGAGUUUGACGAUCGGUGUUAUCGCGCAGAGAUAUGUAGCUAAGCGAAUGGGGGUGGGUGAAGGGAGCACCAAGAAGGGCAAGUUGAGGGCUGAUUUAAACCAGGCGGCUAUCACUCAAAGUGGUGGCGGUGAGGCAGCGAGGGCCUUGGGAUGAGAUUGGAGCGUUGGAUUCCUGUGCUGCAAAACGAUCAGCACCUGUAAAGGUCAGAAUCACUAUACCAUCGCGGGUCAUUGGAGUAAUAAUGUUUGGGCUGGUAGCUGAGUGUUAUUUACGGUGUUUGUAGCGAACGGGCGUGGAACUGGUCCCUGGAGAUGAAGGAUGGGAGCGAAAUUGGAUUCCGCGCAUCUUUGUCAAUGAACUCUUUCUGCGACGUGAAGGAAUGGCUAGUACCUCAGGGACACAGAUAUGUUGAUCUCAAUUACCUAC